This is a messenger RNA of Sordaria macrospora k-hell, 1470 nucleotides long. RefSeq lists its product as uncharacterized. Gene Ontology annotation, biological process: intracellular mRNA localization. Gene Ontology annotation, cellular component: ribonucleoprotein complex; nuclear outer membrane-endoplasmic reticulum membrane network; endoplasmic reticulum. NCBI's taxonomy places the organism in Eukaryota, Fungi, Ascomycota, Sordariomycetes, Sordariales, Sordariaceae. Gene Ontology annotation, molecular function: mRNA binding. The record is from RefSeq and is a predicted model, not a curated record.
AUGGCCGAGUCGCAAACCCCCGCUGCCGCCCCUGCGGUCAUCAAGCCCGUCAAGCCUGAUCAGGAUGCCUUCAACGAGAAGCUCGCCCAGGCCGAGAAGGAGUAUCAGGAAGCCCUGAAGAAAUACAACGAGGUCAAGGCCAAGGUUGAGCUCGCCGCUCCUAGCAAGAACAAGGACCAGCCCAGCCCUACCCAGAAGAAGCGCCAGGAGCUCAUCUCCCAGCUCAACGAGAUCCGUCAGCAGCAGGCCGGCGGCAAGAAUGCCCGCACCUCCAAGCUCGACCAGAUCAAGCGUCUCGAUGAGCAGCUCCGUAGUCGCAUCGCCGAGCAGAAGACUGCCCGCAGCAAGGUUAACUUCAAGUCCACCGAGGAACUCGACCGCGAGAUUGAGCGCCUGGAGAAGGAGGUUAACGGCGGCAUGAUGAAGCUUGUCGAUGAGAAGAAGGCCCUCGCCGAGAUCUCCAACCUUCGCAAGCAGCGCAAGAGCUUUGCUGGUUUCGACGAUGCCCAGAAGCAGAUCGACGUCCUCAAGGCCAAGAUCAAGGAGAUCAAGGACAGCUUGGAGGAUCCUGAAGCUAAGGCCCUCAGCGAGAAGUACAACAAGCUUCAGGCUGAGCUUGACGCCAUCAAGGCCGAGCAGGAUGAGGCCUACAAGAACCUCUCCAGCCUUCGUGACGAGCGCACCAAGCUCCAGCAGCUCCAGUCUGAGAAGUACCAGGCCAUCAAGAAGCUCAAGGAUGAGUACUACGGUGCCAAGAAGGAGUUCGCCAAGUGGGAGCGCGAGCAGCGCGAGAAGUACCGCGAGAGACAGCAGGCUGAGCGUGAGCGCAUCGCCAAGGAGCGCCGCAUGGAGCGCGCCCAGAAGAUGCUCGCCGAGGCUUCUGACCCCGCCUACCUGGAGGAGAUCCGCCGCGCCAACUCUCUCCUCAAGUACUUCGACCCCAGCCACGAGGUCGAGGUCAAGGCUCCUCUCCUUGCCGACAAGGGCCUCGGUGCCCAGGCUCUCCGCAAGGUCGACGACUCUGGCCUCAAGGGCAUGAAGCUCGUCCGCAAGGAGGAGCGCGAGGAGGACUACCUUCCUGCCGUCAAGAAGGGCAAGAAGAGCAAGAAGCCCACUGGUGCCGCCCCUGCCGCCUCCAGCAAGACCUUCAGCCUCCCUCCCUCCGUCAUGGAGGACUGCAGCUUCGUCGGUGUCGAGCCCCCCAUGGCUGCUGCCGAUAUCCCUGCUGCCGUUGAGAAGAUCAAGGCCAAGCUUGACCAGUGGAAGGCUGACCAGCCUGAGCAGACUCGCAAGAACAUCGAGAAGGCCAAGAAGGAGAUUGAGCGCCUCGAGGCUGAGGAGGCUGGUGAGACUUCCGGCUCUGCCACCCCCAAGGCCGACGGCGAGACCAAGGCCGUUGAGGAGGUCACUGAGGGCGUGAAGGACGCCACUCUUGAGGAGAAGACUGAGGCUGUCGAGGCUUCCGCAUAG